Trichobilharzia regenti is the source of this 1686-nucleotide messenger RNA. The record is from the annotation of a GenBank genome assembly. Lineage: Eukaryota; Metazoa; Platyhelminthes; Trematoda; Strigeidida; Schistosomatidae.
AUGUUAACAUUUGCUUGCAUAGUCUUUUAUUUACCUCGUUAUCGUGUUUGUCGUUUAAAGCAGAGCAUGAGAUUUCCAAGGAAGCAAAAAACUUGUUCACAUUGUAAAAAAUCAUCCAGUUUAACGUUUAAUCCUUUCCACGGUCUCUCUGUGUGUACAUGUGGUCAUUCUGUCAAAGAUGUCAUUUCUGAUGAGUCAGUUGCACAAAAUGAUUAUUUCGGUUUGAAUAAGAUGUCUAAAAAUCCGAUUACUGGUCUCCAAUGGUUAUCGAAUGAGUGUGUUGAGUUAUGUUCCGUGGUUAAAAAGGUUGAAUUAAAAGCACAUGGACGUUUCGGUCAAGUGUGGCUUGGUCGGUUUUCAUUACCUGUCGAUAGUCAGAAGAAUUCAAUUCCUAAUCCAUCAAUGUCAUCGUUGGAUAAAAAUAAUAAAGAGGUAGAUGUAGCUAUCAAGAUAUUCACUUCAACCGAGAAGCGUAGCUGGGAAGCAGAGGUUGCAAUUUUCAAUGUAUCAGGUUUAGAACAUAUCAAUAUUUUGAAAUAUUAUGGUGCUGAUCAGGUUGUUGUAGACAAUUCUGUUGGAGAGGAUAAAUUAGAAUAUUGGUUAAUUACGGAAUAUCAUCAUUUAGGAAGUGUAUACGAUUAUCUUCAUGUAUACGAUAUACAAUGGGCAGAUUUAUUAAAAAUUUGUAUUGGAAUAUCUCAAGGAUUAGCACAUUUACACAUGGAAAUUCCAAAUUUAUCAAAGCCAAGUAUAGCUCAUCGUGAUUUAAAUUCUCGUAAUAUACUAUUAAAGGCUGAUCUUACAGCAUGUAUUGCUGAUUUUGGUUUAGCAAUUCGUUUUGAAGCUGGUCAGUGUAUGCGAGAUGCACACUUGCAAUUGGGUACUCGUCGAUAUAUGGCACCUGAAGUUCUUGAUGGCGCUAUUCAGUUCUCAAAGGAUGCAUUUCUACGCAUUGAUGUAUAUGCGAUGGGUUUAGUGUUCUGGGAAUUGAUGAUGCGAUGUUGUUGUGGUUUUAACAAGACUUCAAUAAUUGAUAUUACAAAUUAUUUAGCACCAUUUGAAUUAGAACUUGGUCCACAACCAUCAAUGGAAGGUCUACAACGUUGGGUAGCGCAUGCAAAACAACGGCCGAAGUUCAAUCCUCAAUGGGCCUCAGAUGUAGGUUUGUGUACAUUAUGGGAAACUGUAGAAGAAUGCUGGGAUCAAGAUGCAGAAGCACGUCUUUCAGCUGGUUGUGUAGCUAAACGUCUUACAUUAUUACUUCAUCAAUCUACAAUAUUACAACAAAUCAAUGAGAAAAAUGUCAACACUUAUAAUAGUAAUAGUAGUGGUGGGGAUAACGGUAAAAAUUCUACAAAUCCUAUAAAUAAUGUUUGUUGUCCCAUAUCCACAUCGAAUGAUAAUCAUAAAAAGCAGAUUCUGGACAUCCGAUUUCCUCCUCCUCCUCCUCCUCGUCUUCUUCACAUUUAUAUUCUAAAAAUAAUAGGUUUACCUCAUUCACUUAAUGAUGCUGUCUUCUCAUCUACUGUUCAUGAUAAACUAAAUGAUGGAGUCAAUAUGAAAGCUAUUCAACAAACAAAAGAAGAUGAUACCAAAGUAGGGCUACAACAAAACCGACAAGAAAUGAAUGAAGAAUGCACAGAACAUCAAAAAUUAUUGUAUCCUACCGCUUCUAAUUUGCAUUGA